GGAGGGGUCCCCGGGGGCAGGAGGGGGGCAUUCCCCAGGGCAGGAAGAGUCCCGGGAGGGUUUGGUGGGAGCCGGCCCCUCCGGCACGGGGCACAGCAGGCAGAGAGCAGGGCGGCGACAUCUGUGGCCCCUUUGUGCCAUGGCAGGCUCAGGCCAUGGCUCUAGUGGCCCCCCACCCCCAUCACCUCGGUACCGGUACCUGGAUCUGCUCUUCGCCCUCGUUGGCACUGCUGCUUUCUUGAUAGACCUGGUCGCUGAUCUGUGGGUGGCCUCCAGCUACAUGCAGGCUGGGCACUAUCUCUGGGGGGGGCUGGUGCUGGCACUGCUGGGCCUCUCCUCCCUGGCCAUGCAGUUCUUCAGCUGGGCCUGGUACCGGACGGACAACAUCGAACAGGAACUUCCCAGUGGCCGCUGCCUGGCUGCGCUGCACCUCCUUCAGCUGGGCUAUCUCUACAGGUGUCUCCGUGUGUUGAGAGUGGGCUGGCGAGUAUGCAGGGCGGAGACUGCCCAGCAGCAGGAGCGGAACUACGCUGUCUUCCUGUCCCACGACAUCAGCAUGCUGCGCCUCUUUGAGACCUUCCUGGAGGGCACCCCCCAGCUCAUGCUUACGCUCUCCAUCGUUCUGCAUACAAACAAGUUGGAGCCUUUCCAGGGGCUCGGGAUUUGCACUGCCUCCCUAUGCGUGGCGUGGUCGCUGCUGGAUUAUCACCAGUCCCUCCGCUGCUUCCUGUUGGACAAGCAUGAGCUGGGCCCGCUCUCCUCCGCCAUCUACUUCCUGUGGAACUUCCUUCUCAUCUGCCCCCGCGUCCUGGCAGUCGCGCUCUUUGCCACGCUCUUCCCGUGCUACGUCGGUCUGCACUUCCUGGGCAUCUGGGCUGCCCUGCUUCUCUGGGUCUGGCUGCAGGGCACUGACUUCAUGGAGUGCCCCAGGCAGGAGUGGCUCUACAGGGCCACGGUGGCUGUGAUUCUAUAUUUCUGCUGGUUCAACGUGUCCAAGGGGCAGACGUGGCAGCGCAGCAUGAUCUAUCAUGGCUUCAUCCUGGUGGACAGCGUGCUCCUCGCUGGCUCCUGGCUCUGGCACAAUGCCCCUCUGCAUGACCGCUCUUUUCUGCUCCCUGUGCUUCUCGCUGCCCUGGUCUGCUUCGUGCUCGGGCUGCUGCUGAGAAUCGCCUACUACAAAUGGUUCCACCCCACGCUGCAGGUCCAGUGCCAGGCAAGCUAUGAUGAAGUAGACACUGCAGAAGGACCAGCCGGUUUCCGAGCUGGCCCAGUGCCGGCCCCUGUGAACAGACGGAUGUACCAGCUGUCCCAGAACCACUUCUUGGACUCUUUGCAGGCUGGGCGAAACUGGGGGAAUGGGGACCUGGAUGACAUGCCUCUCUGAGUGCAGCUGUCCCUGCUCCAGGCAGAGGGAUUUGCACCUUGGGGAUCUGUGCUGGGGGAUCCCAUUCCGGACCUGACUCCAGCCAUCUCAGCGCCUGCACCGAGUUCCCAGGCUUGGAGCCUCUAGGGAUGACUUGGCCACUGCAGGGGGUGUUAGUUUGUUGAUGUUUAUAAAGGGAAGGGUAUAAAUAUGUGGUGUUAUAAUAA
This is a messenger RNA of Dermochelys coriacea (leatherback sea turtle), 1590 nucleotides long. RefSeq names its product XK related 8 (gene XKR8). The transcript has 3 exons. The record is from RefSeq and is a predicted model, not a curated record. Gene Ontology annotation, cellular component: plasma membrane. Bases 140 to 1384 code for a protein of 414 amino acids. Lineage: Eukaryota; Metazoa; Chordata; Testudines; Dermochelyidae. Gene Ontology annotation, biological process: engulfment of apoptotic cell; phosphatidylserine exposure on apoptotic cell surface; apoptotic process involved in development.